AUGAUUGAUCCCUUCCAGACUCUCUUCGCCGUUCCAUUGGAAUGUGACUCUUGUGUACAAGAUGUUUCGGACUCUUUGAAGAAAUUGCCCGGCAUUUUAAGCGUAGAUGCAGACCUCCAAAAACAGCUCGUCACCGUCGAGGGGACAGCUGCUCCUUCGGUGAUUGCUUCCGCGAUUCAGGAGACAGGUCGUGAUGCGAUUCUUCGGGGUAGUGGAAAGCCAAAUAGUGCUGCUGUAGCGAUUCUAGAAACCCAUGCAAAGGACGUACCAAGCCCUGUCCGUGGUCUGGUGAGGAUGGUGCAAGUGUCACCGAAACUUACCAUACUAGACCUUACCCUUCAAAGUCUCUCACCCGGCAGAUAUCAUGCUACUAUACGCGCUUCUGGGGAUAUAUCAAGGGGAGCCGCUUCUACUGGCCACGUUUGGGGAGGCCGGGAACCUGGAAGGGAAGAGGAGGCCAAUAUGCCUCCCAGAGGAGAGAUCGCGUCAAUCGAUGUUGGAAAGUCCGGUUCCGCUAGUGUUCUACUGGACAAACCUCUCGAGGCCUGGGAAAUCAUUGGCCGUAGCUUCGUGGUUUCAAAGGAGCGGGACGGAAGUUUUAGGCAGGAUGAUCCUGAUACCGUUGUUGGUGUUAUUGCCAGAAGUGCUGGUGUAUGGGAAAACGAGAAGACGGUUUGUUCAUGCUCAGGCAAAACCAUAUGGGAUGAGAGGAAGGAAAACGUGGGACGUGGGAUCGUUUGAUGUCGCAUGAUAUAACGUGGCCUAGCUCGAUGGUACCUCGGUAAAUGGUGAAGCGGUUUUCUUGCAUUCGUGCUGGUAACAUGAAAAAAUGAGACAGGCAUUCAAAAACGGUG
This is a messenger RNA of Tuber melanosporum (Perigord truffle), 854 nucleotides long. RefSeq lists its product as uncharacterized. NCBI's taxonomy places the organism in Eukaryota, Fungi, Ascomycota, Pezizomycetes, Pezizales, Tuberaceae. The transcript has 6 exons. Bases 1 to 741 code for a protein of 246 amino acids. The record is from RefSeq and is a predicted model, not a curated record. Gene Ontology annotation, molecular function: superoxide dismutase copper chaperone activity; copper ion binding. Gene Ontology annotation, cellular component: cytoplasm. Gene Ontology annotation, biological process: removal of superoxide radicals.